Messenger RNA from Didymodactylos carnosus, 519 nucleotides. Lineage: Eukaryota; Metazoa; Rotifera; Eurotatoria; Philodinida; Philodinidae. The record is from the annotation of a GenBank genome assembly.
AUGCCUUUAUCGAAACCAUUAUUGGCUUCUAUUAGUGGUUACGCAGUAGCUGGCGGCCUUGAAUUGUCAUUAUUAGCUGAUAUACGUAUUGGCGAACGUUCAUCAAAAUAUGGUGUUUAUUGUCGUCGACUUGGUGUUCCAUUAAUUGAUGGUGGUACUGUUCGUUUGCCACGUUUAAUUGGUUUGUCAAGAGCAUUGGAUAUAAUUAUAAGCGGUAGAACAGUAAAUGCAGAUGAAGCACUACAAAUUGGAUUAAUCAAUCGUUUAGUUGAUGAUGGACAAUCAUUAAAUGAAUCAAUUUCUUUGGCAAAAGAACUACUGAAAUUUCCUUAUGAAUGUAUGAAUAAUGAUCGUUUAUCAGCCUAUUAUUCAAUCAGUCAUACAUUGGACGAAAGUUUAAAGUAUGAGUAUGAAAAUGGGUUAAAAAUUGUUGAAAAAGGAUUAGUACAAGGGCCUAAGCAAUUUGUAGGUGGAAAAGAAAGAAAUACAGAAAAAAAAAUUGUUCUUUCUAUGUUAUAG